AUGGAUCGUAGAAAUAAGGCACAAGUCAACUCGUGGAUAGGUUUGAUUGGCCUUCUGGAGGAGCGUGAUCUCUUGCCUGCCAUCGCCUUUGUAUUAUCGCGGGCACAAAUCAUGAAGCUGCUGCAGGAAUUUGACAGUGUUGAUCUGCAUAAUGAAGUUGAGAAGAAGGAGGUCAACAGUGUGCUGCACAAAUGCCUCAGCACGCGGUUGGAGGCAUGCGACAAGGAAGUGUCGCAAGUGAUCCUCCUGCAGGAUCUCGCUGUCCGUGGCAUCGCCUUCCACCACUCCGGCAUGAUGCCUCUUCUCAAGGAGGUUAGUAAUCGCACCCCAAUUCUUGUCCCUCUAAUCACAUGUCGAGUACAUUCAUGCAUGCAUUCUACUACCCGCCACACUACUUAG
Mesocestoides corti is the source of this 399-nucleotide messenger RNA. The record is from the annotation of a GenBank genome assembly. Lineage: Eukaryota; Metazoa; Platyhelminthes; Cestoda; Cyclophyllidea; Mesocestoididae.